Messenger RNA from Exophiala bonariae, 1347 nucleotides. RefSeq lists its product as uncharacterized. The record is from RefSeq and is a predicted model, not a curated record. Lineage: Eukaryota; Fungi; Ascomycota; Eurotiomycetes; Chaetothyriales; Herpotrichiellaceae. The transcript is spliced from 3 exons. Bases 1 to 1347 code for a protein of 448 amino acids. Gene Ontology annotation, molecular function: flavin adenine dinucleotide binding; sarcosine oxidase activity; proline dehydrogenase activity.
AUGUCUAACAAGAUAGAACCCGUGUCUGAAAGCAAGUCCUUUCCAGAUUCCGUGAUCAUUAUCGGUGCCGGCGUGUUCGGAUUGUCAACAGCGUUAGCCAUUGCAAAACUCCAUCCUCUGACAAAGGUCACCAUCGUCGAUCGUCUCACUCCACCUGUCGCUGAUGGCACCAGCGUCGACACCACGAGAUGUAUUCGUUCAGAUUACCUCGAUCCGAUAUAUGGACGACUUGCAAAACAAUCCCAAAAACUGAUCCAAGAAGAUCCCGACCUUAGAAAGCACCUCUUCCAGCAAGGUAUGACUUUUGUCUGCGACGGCCAGCCAAGUCGCUUCACAGAAGUCUGGCGAUCUCAACUUGAACGUGGAAAGUCUUCCAAUCCUGCAAACUAUGAGGAACUCAUCACUCGCGAAGAAGUCUUCCAGCGAAUCCACGGCAAAGACUCUCGACCCCCUCCUUUGUCGAGCAUUGGUGGAGAAGCACGUUGGAAGACUGCGUACUGUAACAUCGAAGAUGCAUUUAUCGAUGCUAAAGAAUCCAUCCAGAUAUAUUAUAACCGUUGUCUAGCGACUUCAACCAUCGAUUUCCUUUGUGGGUCAGCUGUUGAGCGAAUCCUCGUCAAUGAUGACAAAGCUGAAGGAGUUGUCCUGCAAGAUGGAGCCGUCAUAAUCGCUGAGAUGGUGAUUGUGGCAGCGGGGGCUUGGUCAAACAGACUGGUCUAUCUCGGAACUCGAGUGGUCCCAGUCGGACAUGAGGUGGCUUGGAUCAAGGUGUCCGCUGAAGAGGAGGCUCGUUGGAAGAACAUGUCGAUAACAACAAACAUGAGCACUGGACUCAACAUAUUUCCGCCAUAUAACGGUGAGAUCAAGAUCCUUCGCAGAUCGCCAGGUUACAAAAACACGACAAUAAUCACACACCCAGAAGAUCCCUCGAGGAAAAUCCAGAUCUCAUAUCCCCGGACCAUCGUCAGUAAUCCUAACGAUGUUAUCCCGAGUGAUGCUGAGGCUGCAAUGAGGGAUAAUCUCCGAGAGAUCAUGCCAACUCUUGCAGACCGGCCUUUUGACAGAAGCAAAAUAUGCUGGAUAAGUACGACUCCAACAGCUGACUUCCUGAUUGCUCCCCAUCCGCAUAUCACUGGUGUACAUCUAGCCACUGGUGGAUCCGCCCAUGCGUGGAAAUUCCUUCCCCUUAUUGGUGAUUGGGUAGUCGCAUCAAUCAUGGACGUCCUUCCGCAGGAGCUGGUGGAGAAAUGGGCCUUUGACAGACACACGGGUGACAGUGAUCAAAAUGCACCUCGUAUGGAUGGUGAACCACAAGAACUCCGCGACAUAGUACGCUAUCGUCUCUAA